UGGUGGGAGAGGGAAGGGUGGGGAGGGUUAUUGGGAUCGUGGGAUGUUCCGGGUAGCACAGAGCAAUGGGCGAAAGGGCGGUUAGCUAUACGAUGCAGACUUCGCAGGUCGAGUCGUAUGGAGCCGAAUGUAUGUAAAAGGAAGAUGUGAAAUGCAAGAGGCAAGUACCGAAGUAUAUGUGGCCAGGUGGAAAGUGUGAUGUGUGAUGUGCGCUGUGUAGUGAGUGUUUGGCCGGCUGUCAAUUCGAAUUCCGGUCUGCGGUCUGCGGCGGCGGUGGCAGGCAAGCAGACAGGCUGCAGAGUAUGUUAUGUCGUAUAUGUGUCGACGAUUUGUGUGUCGGUGUGUCCGUCUGUGUGUCUGUGUGAGUGUCUGUGUGAGUGCGAGUGUGUGUGUGUUCGAUAUUGGGAAUCCGUCUCGACCGGGCUUAAAUUUUGCAGUCGGAUUCGAGGGCAGAACAGGCAGAAGAGGGGCAGGCCGAGCGAACUGGUUGGCGGGUGGAGAAGGGAGGGAGGAGGGGGGGAAGAGGAAAAAGAAAGUGUUGGCAGGACAAGCCGACACGAAGGAUUUGAAGAGAAGGAUGAGCGGAGUCUGGAUCUGGGACUAAUGGUCUCGUGUCGCAGCAGCAGACGGACGACUAGACGGAGUAACCAAGUAACCAAGUAUCUUGGGAUGUAUGUAACCACUCCGCAGACCCAUGGACGACACUUUGGAUACCAGUGGGAUCAGGACGAGCGGAGGGAGGAGGGGAGGCUGGCUCGCUGGGUGGCCGGCUGGGUGACUCGGAAAGAGUGUCCAAGUCCUCACUCACCUCCUACUUGCUUACCUGUGGAGUCGCGCGCAUUGACUUGCCCGGCUGCUGGCCGUGUCCCCAGGUCCUACACAGUACAGUCAGAACUGUCUCUGCGCCGUAACUUUGCUCGGCUGCGACUCACCCGUUUUCAUGUAUCUAAUCGCUCACUCGCCAACGGUCUCGUCACUCGUCGCUCACAGGUGUGUACAUAUCAAACAUACGACCGAGUAAGAGGAGAGUACGACAGUGCGUCUGCAAACCGGCCAGAGACGCUCGGAAGCAGGGACUUUGUUCCUUUCUUCUUCUUCUUCUUCUUCUUCUUCUUCUUCUUCUUCUUCUUCUUCUUCUUCUUCUUCUCUGCGGCGGCGGCAGACACGGCAUGGCAUGGCAUCUCUUCGCUCAUCGAUCCAUCCAACCAUCCAUCCGCACAUCGAUAUCAAUACAAACCGAGUCCACCUGGUUAGCGGGACAACAAGCAUCGCGCAACAGGGAACAAGUUGUACUCUGCGUGUUCUUUGCAUGUAUUGUAUGUACAUGGUUACCGGUAAUACUCUACUCCAGAAU
Molecule: messenger RNA, 1354 nt
Organism: Tricharina praecox
Lineage: Eukaryota; Fungi; Ascomycota; Pezizomycetes; Pezizales; Pyronemataceae
Exons: 1
Coding region: 199-1254 (351 amino acids)
Source: RefSeq, a predicted model, not a curated record